AUGUCGGACGAAGGAAUCAGGCCACCAGCUCGGAAGCUGGACGAGUUCGAGGAGCUCGUCUACGAGUAUACCAGCCGCAUGGGCUUGGGCAGUGAAGAGCACUGGGACGUCAACGCCCGCGACUGCAACCUCCGCUUCGAGUCCGCAACCCGCGGGCCCCCAGCCAAGGUCUCCUUCCUAUUGAACAUCACACCAGCUCUCAGCAACUAUAUGGGCAAUCUGCACGGCGGAUGUGCGGCGACUCUUAUCGAUGUCCUAUCAACCACAAUCCUGCUGGGCGUCUCCGAGCCCGGCAAGUUCUCACUCGGCGGCGUAAGUCGCAACCUCAAGGUGACGUAUCUCCGUCCCGUACCGACGGGAAUCGAGGCGCGCGUUGUCUGUGAAGUGAUCCACGUCGGUAAGCGGCUUGCGCUGCUAAGGGCGGAGAUUCAAAAGGCGGAUACAGGGGAUGUGUGUGUGGUUGGAGAACACGAGAAGGCCAAUACGGAUCCUGAAGUGAACCAGAGGAUCUAG
This is a messenger RNA of Penicillium cataractarum, 513 nucleotides long. Its product is annotated as PaaI family thioesterase. Gene Ontology annotation, molecular function: fatty acyl-CoA hydrolase activity. The transcript has 2 exons. Lineage: Eukaryota; Fungi; Ascomycota; Eurotiomycetes; Eurotiales; Aspergillaceae. The record is from RefSeq and is a predicted model, not a curated record. The coding region runs from base 1 to 513 and encodes 170 amino acids.